CUGGGCAGUGGGGAGAGGGGCCAUAAGAAAUCGCACCUUGCCAUAAAUUAUCACCUCACGAAGAAUCGCGGGAUAUUUUUGGGCAUUCGCGGUAUGGGAAUGGAAAUUUGGGACAUGGGCGCCCCGAUAUUGGCCCGGAUAAGAAAACCGAUAAAAACCGUGGGCCGUCGACCUUCCCGGGAAGUGUACGGGUACGUACCCAGGCUGCAUUAGCUCAUCGACCGAAAUUGACGACGUUGGGAGGGACGUGCCUCUGUGCCUCCUUCCUUCAGUCCACAGCAGAGCUCACAGCUCCCAGCUCUCAGCUUCUGCGGUCAUGUGACUGCGAGAAAAGUAGCUGGCCUGUGCACGCGUCGCGCUCGUUUUCACUGUGAUUGGCGACGUACCAGCCUCGUGGAACCGAACAAUGCUGAAGCUCCCUCACCAACAAGCGCCAUUUCACAUUUUACUGAAAUUUCGGGGUUUAUUUCAUCAGCCAUAAACUACAUAUGAGCUUAAUAUCAACAAAGGGAGAUUGCGAAACCCUCAUGAGAGUUUAAAGAUGGCGUAUGAUCCUCGAGGGGAUCACCAUGGUAGGAGAGGAGGAGGAGGAGGCCCAGGCGGCGAUGGGGAGGGUCAAGAUGGCGGUUUCGUGAGAGCCAGGGGUCGACGUCCUGUUACUGAUUAUGGCUCAACCGUCGCCAACUGGAUGCGCCAUCGCUCGCCACUUGACGGUGACGCAUAUACCGGAGAAGUCGAGAGGCCAAGUGCUAGCUUCAUCGUUGACUUCAUACCACCCGCCGCGAGGAGGACAGAUCCCGGCGAUACAAUCCCAGUGAAGCACCUCCACUCAUCACUGAAUAAGAUCAAGCACCCGGUCAACGUGGUCCGGUGGACGCCGGAAGGACGCCGCCUGUUGACCGCGUCGAGCAGCGGAGAGUUCACAUUAUGGAACGGCACCGGAUUCAACUUCGAGACCAUUAUGCAGGCUCACGACUCCGCCAUCAGAGCCCUCGCUUAUUCUCACAACGACGACUGGCUCAUCUCUGCCGACCACGACGGAAGCGUCAAGUACUGGCAGCCCAAUUUCAACAACCUCCAGAGCAUCGCCGCGCAUAACGAUCCGGUUAGAGACCUCGCAUUCAGCCCCAACGACUCCAAAUUCGUCACUGCAUGCGACGACUCGACGCUCAAGAUUUUUGAUUUUGCUGGAGGAGUAGAGGAGUCGACCCUCAAGGGCCACGGCUGGGACGCAAAGAGCUGCGACUGGCAUCCGACAAAGGGCUUGUUAGUAUCGGGCUCAAAAGACCAUCUGGUCAAGCUGUGGGAUCCGAGGACAGGCCGGUGCCUGACCACCCUCCACGGCCACAAAAACACAAUCACAAAGACGCUGUUCGAAAAGGUCCAGGGCGACUGCCUGGCGACGUCAGCACGAGACCAGACGGCCCGCGUCUUCGACCUCCGCAUGAUGCGCGACAUCUGCCUGCUCAAGGGACACGAAAAGGACAUUUCGACCAUCGCCUGGCACCCAGUCCACUCCAACCUCCUCAGCACAGGCGGCCACGAUGGCUCACUGUACCACUACAUCCUAGACGAGCCCAACACGCCCGCCGGCCACGCAAACUCCGUAGCCCCCUACGACAGCUCUGACCCGUCGACGACUCCGGCACAGACGAUAUACCCCGCCCACAAGGUCCCCUUUGCUCACGACUUUGCCAUUUGGUCCCUCGACUGGCACCCGCUCGGCCACAUCCUCGCCUCGGGCUCAAACGACCGCAUCACGCGCUUCUGGUCCCGCAAGCGGCCCGGCGACGCAGACGUCUUCCAGGACCGCUACCACGUCGGCGAGGCCGCCGCCGAGGCCAACGGCACGUGGGACCGCCGCGGCGGGCGCCGCCAGCGCCAGGAGGAGGAGGAGAUGGAGCUGGAAGACGAGAUGGAUGGCCUCGUCGACCAGAAGAUGCCUCUCAAGCAGCCCAUGGUUCCCGGGUUCCCAGGCCUCCCCGGUCUGCCGGGCCUGCCUGGCCUACCGGGUCUCUCCAUGCCGCAGAACGGCGGCGCAGGCGGUCCCGUCCCGCCACCGCCCAUGAUCCCCGGCGUCGGCGGCGCAGGCGGCGCGCCCCCUCCGCCCCUACCCUUCCCCCUGCCCGGCCUAAACGGUGCACCACCGCCGCCGAUGAUCCCAGGUCUACCGGGCGGCAUCGACCCGAGCAACCCAGCCGACCUGGCCAAGAUUGCCGAAAUGAUCCAGAAGGCGGGUGGCACCUUACCUCCCCCGCCACCAGGUGGCUUCGCGCCGCCGCCCGGCAUGGUGCCGCCGCCGAAUUUCGUGCCGCCGCCCGGGUUCCCGCCCAUGCCCAUGUCCAUGCCGCCGCCUCCUGGCGCGAAUAACAACCACAGAGACCGCGAUGACGGCGGCCGUGGCGGUAGGCGGGCGCCGCUUCCUAGUCAGGAGGAGAGUCUGAAGCAGGAGCAGCGACGUGGGAACUAUACGCGGUCCCGUUAGGAGAGCGAAAAUGUAGUAGAAUUAGGUGCGCAUGGGGGGCGUGGAAGCCGCAAACGGGGGGUGGGAAGGCAAAAUACGACUCGGAAGUCGUCGAUUUGGAUUUUCUCCGGCCCUCGGCGUGCCUUUCAUUGUACGAAUAGUGGCUUUGAGGAGGAAAUAACGGGUUGAUGAUACCCUGGCGCUGGAGGGGAACCAAAAUACACACAAGUCAAGUC
Messenger RNA from Colletotrichum scovillei, 2700 nucleotides. RefSeq names its product WD domain-containing protein. Gene Ontology annotation, cellular component: mRNA cleavage and polyadenylation specificity factor complex. NCBI's taxonomy places the organism in Eukaryota, Fungi, Ascomycota, Sordariomycetes, Glomerellales, Glomerellaceae. Bases 542 to 2485 code for a protein of 647 amino acids. Gene Ontology annotation, molecular function: protein binding. The record is from RefSeq and is a predicted model, not a curated record. The transcript is spliced from 3 exons.